AUGCAGUCUUAUGAUGGUAUCCUGUGUAUUUUCUACCUGCUUCAGAUUAUAAUUACAGUCUUUGGGAAUGUUUUACUCCUUUAUCUCUAUUCCUUUAAUUUAAUUACUAGUCAAAAGAUAAGACCCAUUGGUGUGAUUGUCAUUAAUUUGGCCUUUUCCCACAUCAUGAUGAUUCUCUUCAGGGCAGUUCCAUCAACAAUCCAAGUUUGUAUUCAGAAAAUUUUCCUGAAUGACAUUGAAUGUAAAAUCAUAAUUUAUCUGCAAAGAGUGUCCCGAGGUCUUUCCCUUUGUAAUACCUGCCUCCUAAGCAUCUUCCAGGCCAUCGCCAUCAGUUCCAGCAGCCCCAAAUGGGCACAGCUCAAGGCCAGAGCCCCAAAGUGGGCUCUUCCAUCCUGUGUCUUCAUAUGGGUACUCAAUUUGUUGACAGAUGUGGUUGUGCCUCUGAAUGUGAGUGGCCCUAGGAAUGACACAAUGCAUAACCUUACGAGAAAUCUAGGCUAUUGUUAUAUAGACUGGCAUGCUGUAUCUGUGUCAAAACUUGUUAUGUUGAAGACAUUUAAUGAUGCAGUGUUUUUAGGGAUCAUGGCCAUUACCAGUGCUUACAUGGUACUUGUUUUAUUCAGACACCAUUGGCAAGUCCAACACCUUCAUAACACUAGACUCAACCCUGUCGCCUCACCAGAGACCAAGGCCACCAAAGUCAUCCUGUUGCUCAUGAUUAUCUUUCUAUGCUUUUAUUCAGUUGCUUCCAUCUUUAUUAUUGUACUGGAAAAUUCUAAAGAUACACAAGAGUGGAUGAUAAAUAUCCCUGUUAUUUUGACCUCCUCUUACUCUACAAUCAGUCCCUUUGUUUUAAUCAGUAAUGACUCACAAAUCUUCAAUUGUUAUGUUUUCAAAAGGUUGAAAAAUUCUCAUUCCCAUUCAUUAAGGUCUCAGAACAAACUCAUUUAA
Messenger RNA from Trichosurus vulpecula (common brushtail), 951 nucleotides. Its product is annotated as vomeronasal type-1 receptor 4-like. Gene Ontology annotation, cellular component: membrane. The transcript has a single exon. NCBI's taxonomy places the organism in Eukaryota, Metazoa, Chordata, Mammalia, Diprotodontia, Phalangeridae. The record is from RefSeq and is a predicted model, not a curated record. Gene Ontology annotation, biological process: G protein-coupled receptor signaling pathway. Bases 1 to 951 code for a protein of 316 amino acids. Gene Ontology annotation, molecular function: pheromone receptor activity.